AUGUCCGACGAAACUCCAACCAACGGCGUGGUGACGCCCGUCACCUCGAAGAUCAGUGGGUUCGCGUUGACUGAGUAUACCGCCACUCCGACGCCGCCCUCUGAGCGCGAGCAACGUACUCCUGGCUUGCCUCCUAAUUGGGGCAUUCCCGAAGCUUUCCUGCUUCCCAAUGGCUAUCCGGAUUAUCUCCGGUUGAUUUUGACCUCAAGAGUUUACGAUGUUAUUGAAGAGAGUCCUCUGACCCAUGCGGUCAACCUGAGCAACCGGUUGGAGACCCGAGUUCUUCUCAAGCGCGAGGACUUGCUGCCCGUGUUUAGUUUCAAGCUCCGUGGCGCCUACAACAAGAUGGCUCAUCUGAACAAUGAACAGCGGUGGAAGGGUGUCAUUGCUUGCUCUGCGGGCAAUCAUGCGCAGGGUGUUGCCUUUUCUGCUCGCAAGCUGAAGAUCCCCGCUACUAUCGUUAUGCCCUCUGGCACCCCCGCCAUUAAGCAUCUGAAUGUUGCUCGGUUGGGAGGAAGUGUUGUUCUGCACGGAAUGGAUUUCGAUGCCGCUAAGGAUGAAGCCCACAAAUUGGAGAAGCAGCAUGGGUUGACCAACAUUCCUCCAUUCGAUGAUCCCUAUGUCAUUGCUGGUCAAGGUACCAUUGGUAUGGAGCUUUUGCGCCAAGCAAACCUGGACAAGCUGGAAGCAGUAUUCUGUGCUGUUGGUGGAGGUGGUCUGAUUGCCGGCAUCGGUGUUUACCUCAAGCGCAUCGCACCCCAGGUGAAGGUCAUCGGUGUUGAGGCUUACGAUGCCAAUGCCAUGGCUCAGUCCCUCGAUACUGGUAACCGAGUCUUCCUCAAGGAGGUCGGCCUCUUUGCAGAUGGUGCAGCAGUCAAGUCCGUUGGCGAGGAGACUUGGCGUCUCAGCCGCGAGGUGAUCGACGAUAUCAUCCAGGUGAGCACCGACGAGACCUGUGCAGCCAUUAAGGACGCCUUCGAGGAUACCCGUUCCAUCGUCGAGCCCGCCGGUGCUCUCGCUCUUGCCGGUCUUAAGAAAUACAUCGCCAGGAACCCCAGCGCCGACGUCAAUCGCGAGCUGAUUGCCAUUACCUCCGGUGCGAACAUGGAUUUCGACCGUCUGCGCUUUGUUGCUGAGCGCGCUGCUCUUGGUGAGAAGAAGGAGGCUCUUCUGAGCGUUAAGAUUCCCGAGAAGCCCGGCGCCUUUGCCAAGCUCGUUGAGAUUGUUCUUCCCCACGCUGUUACUGCUUUCAACUACCGCUAUGCCCGCGAAGAAUCCGCUGAUGUGCUGAUGGGUAUCUCGCUAUCUGCCUCUACCGGUCGCGAAGAUCUGGCCAAAAUCAUGACACAACUGGAGCAGGGAGGUAUGGACUGCCGUGAUUUGAGUGAUGAUGAACUCGCCAAGCGCCAUCUGCGCUUCCUCGUCGGUGGCCGCUGCGAGGUGGCCGAUGAGCGCAUCUUCAUGUUCGAGUUCCCCGAGCGUCCAGGUGCUCUCGCCAAGUUCCUCACCACCCUCCGUCCUGAACAAAAUAUUUCUCUGUUCCACUACCGUAACUACGGCGGUGAUGUUGGCAAGGUUCUCGCUGGUAUCCAGUGUCCAUCGCCUGAGAAGGAGGAUCUGGAGGCAUUCCUUCAGGAUUUGGGCUAUCCUUUCAGUGAGCACACUGAUUCACCCACUUACAAGACCUUUUUGCGUUCCGAAUAA
Molecule: messenger RNA, 1704 nt
Organism: Penicillium paradoxum
Lineage: Eukaryota; Fungi; Ascomycota; Eurotiomycetes; Eurotiales; Aspergillaceae
Product: threonine dehydratase, biosynthetic
Exons: 3
Coding region: 1-1704 (567 amino acids)
Biological process (GO): L-threonine catabolic process
Molecular function (GO): threonine deaminase activity; pyridoxal phosphate binding
Source: RefSeq, a predicted model, not a curated record